GCCGCCCGGGAGAGUUGGCCUUGGCUGGCAGCGACUCUCGUUUUGUGCUGGAAGAGAGCGAGGAAGAGUAUGAGGGCAGAGCAUCCUCCUGAGGAGAUGCCCUUUGAAAAUCAUCCAAAGCAGCAGUAGAAACAGUUUUGUGUUGCUUUGUUUUUUUGUUUGUUUUUUACGAAAUGCUAUUUUGGUUAAAAGAAGAAAUGGCCUCUCAAGAGCUCACCCGGAGACUGGCCACAGUGACCACUCAUGUCGAUGAAAUUAUGCAGCAGGAAAUCAGGCCCUUGUUGGCAGUGGAUAUAAUUGAACAACUUCACAGACAAUUUGCCAUUCUUUCAGGAGGCCGAGGGAAAGAUGGUGCCCCAAUCAUCACUUUUCCAGAGUUUGUGGGGUUCAAACACAUCUCAGAUGAGGACUUUCUGAAUGUCAUGACCUACCUGACCAGUGUCCCCAGUAUGGAGGCUGCCGGCAUCGGGUUCGUCAUUAUUAUCGACAGACGAAGGGACAAGUGGAGCUCCAUAAAAGCAUCCUUGACACGAAUAGCUGUAGCAUUUCCGGGAAACUUGCAGCUCAUAUUCAUCCUUCGUCCAUCUCGCUUUAUCCAGAGGACAAUCACUGACAUUGGCAUUAAAUAUUAUCGAGAUGAAUUUAAAAUGAAAGUACCGAUCGUUAUGUUAAAUUCUGUCUCUGACCUUCAAGGCUACAUUGACAAAAGCCAACUGACAGAGGACUUGGGGGGAACUUUAGACUAUCGUCACAGUCAGUGGAUAAAUCAUCGAACUGCCAUUGAAAAUUUUGCCUUGACAUUGAAGACCACUGCCCAGAUGCUUCAGGCGUUUGGGGCCCGCCUGGCCAUGACAGAGCUGCCCAGAGGCGUGCCAUCCACUGAAGAGCUUCUCAAUUCCCACACAAGGCAGCGGGACAAGCUGCAGGAUGAGCUAAAAUUACUUGGAAAGCAGGGGGCCACAUUGCUGUCAUGUAUCCAAGAACCAGCAACCAAAGAUCCCAUCCACAAACUCAGUGCCAAUCAACUUGAGAAUGUAGCUACCAUGGAAAGGUUGCUAGUUCAGUUGGAUGAAACAGAAAAAGCCUUCAGUCACUUUUGGUCCAAGCAUUACCUGAAGCUUAAUCAAUGGCUACAGCUACAGCACUUUGAGCACAAUUUUUGUGAGGUUAAGCUUGCCCUGGACUGCUUGUUGGCGGAGCAAACAGAAUUUACAACCAUUGGAGACAGUGUGAUGCAUGUGGAGCAACUUCUUAAAAAGCACAGAACACUGGAAGGAAAAGGCCAGGAGCCCUUGGAAAAAGCCCGGCUGCUUGCAAUAAUUGGGGACCAGCUCAUCCAAAGCCACCACUAUGCAGCGGACUCCAUCAGACCCAAGUGUGUGGAGCUCAGGCACCUCUGUGAUGACUUCAUCAAUGAAAACAAGAAAAAAUAUGACAUUUUAGGAAAGUCUUUAGAGUUGCAUAGACAGCUGGACAAGGUCAGCCAGUGGUGUGAAGCGGGAAUCUACCUCUUGGCUUCCCAAGCUGUAGACAAGUGCCAGUCGCGAGAGGGUGUUGAAGUUGCCUUGAACGACAUUGAGGCAUUCCUGCACACUGCGAAGGAUAACCAGCUGCCCAACCCCAAGGAGUUCUACAACCAGUUUGAGUUGAUUCUCACUCCCAACAUAAAGGCCAAAGCCCAGAAAGUCCUACAGAAGCUGAGUGAUGUACAAGAAAUAUUUCACAAAAGGCAAAUGAGUCUGAUGAAACUGGCAGCCAGACAGACUCGCCCUGUGCAACCUGUGGCCCCACAUCCUGAGUCCUCCCCAAAAUGGGUGUCACCAAAAAGCAGCCAGCCCUCUACCUUGGCUCCUCUUCAGAAAACACCCGAGGAACCUUAUGCAGAGACAUAUUUGAACUCCUUGGUAAAGGAAGAUGACAAGACUAAAUUUGAAGGCAAGAAUGAAGAAAUACUUGAAAGUACUCAUGAUGGGGAGAACCCCGGGCAGGAGCAGCUUGACAGGCCUGAAAAUCUUUCCCCCAGCAGGUGCCUUCUACGUGACUUGCUUGAGACUGAAGAGGCUUAUAUAAAAGAAAUGAAGAGCAUAAUUGAUGGAUAUAUCACCCCGAUGGAUUAUAUUUGGCUGAAGCAUCUGAUUCCAGACGUUCUUCAGAAUAACAAGGACUUUCUCUUUGGGAAUAUUAGAGAACUUUAUGAAUUUCACAACAGGACUUUUCUAAAAGAAUUGGAGAAGUGCACUGAAAAUCCUGAACUUCUGCCACGUUGCUUUCUCCAGAAAAAAGAAGAUCUUCAGAUAUAUUUUAAAUACCAUAAGAAUCUGCCCCGAGCUAAGGCAAUCUGGCAAGAAUGUCAAGACUGCGCCUACUUUGGGGUAUGCCAGCGCCAGUUGGAUCACAAGCUCCCCCUUUUUAAGUAUCUUAGAGAACCAAGCCAGAGACUUACAAAAUACCAGAUGUUGUUGAAGGGUCUGCUGGAUUCUGAGUCUCCUGAGGAUUUGGAUAUAGACCCAGGUGACCUAGAAGGAGGUUCUGCUAAGAUUGGGCCAAUGAGGACCAAGGAUUCCACAUUCUUGGCUGAACUGCAACAGGCUUUAGCCGUGAUGGAGGAGUUGAUCAAGUCCUGUGAGUUGGCUGUGGACCUGGCAGCAGUCACUGGGUGUCCGGACGACAUCCGAGAACUGGGCAAGCUGUUGAUGCGCGGCUCCUUCAGCGUGUGGACGGUGCACAAGGAGCGUUAUAAAAUGAAGGAUUUUAUUCGAUUUAAGCCCAGCCAGAGGCAAAUCUAUCUAUUUGAAAGGGGAAUAGUGUUCUGUAAGAUACGAAUGGAGCCCAGUGACCAGGGCCUAUCUCCUCAUUACAGCUUUAAGAAGUCAAUCAAGUUGAUGACACUCUCAAUUCACCAACUUGAAAGAGGGAGCAACAGAAAAUUUGAAAUUGCCAACCGCAACGGACUUGAGAAAUACAUCCUGCAGGCAGCUUCCAAAGAAAUCAGAGAUUGUUGGUUUUCGGAAAUAAGUAAAUUAUUGAUGGAACAACAAAACAAUAAUAAAGAUGUUUAUGAGGAUGAAAACAAUGGCAGACAAAUCUCCCCCAAAUGCUGCUCCAGCAGGGCACGUGUCUCCAUGGAAACCGCUGAUGAUUGUGAAGGGGCAGAAGAUAUGGAGAAGGAGAGUGCUCUGGGUCUCUCGGGACUUUUCCAGUUGGACGACAGUUAUGAAACCUGUUCCGCCAAGUCUGUUCCGGACACAGGAGAACGCAUCCAGGGAGAUAAAGGAGGCGAUGAUGCGAUGGUCGCGUGAGUGUGAAGGACGGGAACAAAAGCCAGCUACCGUGUUGAGAACACACUGAAGCCGCUCCAUGAUGAGACCCGCGUGCAGGAACAGGCCUCCCUCCGACAGCCGUGUGAACGGGCCGCCUUGGAAGCAGAAUCUCCAGCCCUAGUCCAGCCUUCAGAGGACUUCAGCGCCAGCUGGUUUCUUGGCUGAAACCUCAUGAGAGACCCCGAGCCAGAAGAACCCAGCUAAGCUGCUUAUGAAUUCAUUCCAGGGGACCACGAGAUAAUAAAUGUUUCUUUAAGCUGCUAAGUUUUGGAGUUGUUUGUUAAGCAACAAUAGAUAACAACUAUAAUGUUAAAUAAUAAAAAGCUUGUUAAUAAAGUA
Messenger RNA from Molossus molossus (Pallas's mastiff bat), 3659 nucleotides. It is a transcript of the gene MCF2L2, whose product is annotated as MCF.2 cell line derived transforming sequence-like 2. Gene Ontology annotation, cellular component: cytoplasm. The coding region runs from base 174 to 3299 and encodes 1041 amino acids. Lineage: Eukaryota; Metazoa; Chordata; Mammalia; Chiroptera; Molossidae. The transcript is spliced from 29 exons. The record is from RefSeq and is a predicted model, not a curated record. Gene Ontology annotation, molecular function: guanyl-nucleotide exchange factor activity.